CCCCUGCUCCUCCUCAAACCAAACUCACACGCCGCACCCAAAGCGACCAACCUCUUGCUUCCCACCGUACCUGCCUGCCACGCCGCAGCCUCCGGCUCCGAUGUCGUCGCAGCGCCCGGGCCGCCACCAGCGUCGCGCGUCGCAGAGCGUGUUCGUGCUCCCGGAGAACCUGGCCUCCCUCGACGUCGACGCGGCGGGCGAGGUGGGCGCGAAUUCGAAGGCCGGUGGCCCAGACGGCGCCGGCGCCGAGCAGCAGGCGAGGCCGCCCGCGGGGCGUCACCGCCGCGCCAUGUCCGUGGCCGUGGCCUCCACUAGGGACCUCGAGCUGAUCAAGGAGGACCUCGGCAGCUACAAGCUCGGCGCUUGAGAGAGGGGGCCGGCUGGCACGUCGCGUCAUGUGUAUAUAGCCUGUGGGUUAGCCGUGCCCAGACCUGGCUUUGAUCGGCGCUUAACAGUGGCUUAAUUACAAGGUCUCUCCUCCGUUGCUCUUUUUGUUUUCGCUCAACACACGCAUAUGUAAUACUACUACUAGUACUAUGUAGUAACUUUUUUCAUUACAAAGAGGAAGUAUUUGGACACUUUAAUCGCGUGAAGGUCCUGCUCAGUGGCAGCAUAUGACUACUUCUUAUACUUGUACACCGAGCUUAUAUAUGCAAUUCACAACAAUCUAUCUUUUUUCGCACAAUAAAAUGAUUGAAAUUAAGAUGCUA
Molecule: messenger RNA, 710 nt
Organism: Sorghum bicolor (sorghum)
Lineage: Eukaryota; Viridiplantae; Streptophyta; Magnoliopsida; Poales; Poaceae
Exons: 1
Coding region: 101-367 (88 amino acids)
Source: RefSeq, a predicted model, not a curated record